Tupaia belangeri chinensis (Chinese tree shrew) is the source of this 2173-nucleotide messenger RNA. It is a transcript of the gene TRAPPC14, whose product is annotated as trafficking protein particle complex subunit 14. Gene Ontology annotation, molecular function: alpha-tubulin binding. Gene Ontology annotation, cellular component: TRAPPII protein complex. The record is from RefSeq and is a predicted model, not a curated record. Gene Ontology annotation, biological process: cilium assembly. NCBI's taxonomy places the organism in Eukaryota, Metazoa, Chordata, Mammalia, Scandentia, Tupaiidae.
CACCUUCCGCUUCCGGUUUCUCGCCAGUCAUUCGGCCCCGCACCCGGUUCCGACCCUGUCGGGUCCCGGUUCGAGCUGGUCUCCUGGGCCGCACCGGCUGCGCGCAGCACCCCUGGUUGUCGGGACCCGCCGGGGCUGGUCUCCGGCUCGGCCCACCUCGCCCCCCCAUGGAGUCUCAGUGCGACUACUCGAUGUACUUCCCGGCUGUGCCGCUGCCGCCGCGCGCGGAGCUGGCGGGGGCCCCGCCGCAACCAUCUCUACCUGGGGGAGACUGUCCGCUUCCUGCUGGUGCUGCGCUGCAGGGGCGGCGCAGGGGCCAGCGCCGGGGGUGGCCCGAGCUUGGGCUCACGAGGGGCCUGGGCAGAACUGGCGACUGCUCUCGCCGCCUUGGCCUCGGUCAGCGCUGGAGGCGGGGUACCGGGGGGCGGUGGCACCGGUGACCAGGAUCCCGAACCCCCAGGGGGAGGCGAUCCAGGGGGCGGGAGGUUGUUCCGAGGCUGCAGCCCCCUUCUCACUCACGGCCCGGGCCCUGCUACCUCAGGGGGAGCGACCACGCUGCCUGUGGAGGAACCCAUUGUGUCCACAGAUGAGGUCAUCUUCCCACUCACCGUUUCACUGGACAGGCUGCCCCCAGGGACACCUAAGGCCAAGAUUGUAGUGACUGUGUGGAAGAGGGAGGCUGAGGCACCAGAGGUCAGAGAUCAAGGCUACCUGCGCUUGCUACAGACCCGAUCUCCUGGGGAGACCUUCCGAGGCGAGCAGAGUGCUUUCAAAGCCCAAGUGAGCACCUUGCUGACUCUGCUGCCCCCUCCAGUUCUGAAAUGCCGGCAGUUCACUGUGGCUGGAAAACACUUGACCGUGCUCAAGGUGCUGAACAGUUCUUCCCAGGAGGAAAUCUCCAUCUGGGAUAUCCGAAUACUCCCCAACUUCAAUGCCAGUUAUCUACCUGUCAUGCCCGACGGCUCUGUGCUGCUGGUGGACAACGUCUGUCACCAGUCUGGAGAAGUCUCCAUGGGCUCCUUCUGCCGGCUCCCUGGUACCUCUGGCUGCUUCCCCUGCCCACUUAGUGCCCUGGAGGAACACAACUUCCUGUUCCAGCUGAGGGGGGGUGAGCAGCCUCCUCCAGGAGCCAAAGAGGGCCUAGAAGUUCCCCUGAUUGCUGUGGUUCAGUGGUCCACCCCAAAGCUGCCCUUUACCCAGAGCAUCUAUACCCACUACCGCCUGCCUAGUGUCCGCCUAGACCGUCCGUGCUUUGUGAUGACUGCUUCUUGUGAGUCCCCUGUUCGAACCUAUGAGCGUUUCACUGUCACCUACACACUGCUCAACAAUCUCCAAGACUUCCUUGCUGUGAGGCUCGUGUGGACCCCGGAGCACGCGCAGGCUGGAAAGCAGCUGUGUGAGGAGGAGCGCCGGGCCAUGCAGGCAGCCCUGGACUCCAUCGUGUGCCACACACCCCUCAACAAUCUCGGCUUUUCCCGGAAAGGCAGUGCGCUCACUUUCAGUGUGGCCUUCCAAGCUCUGAGGACAGGGCUCUUCGAGCUGAGCCAGCACAUGAAACUGAAGCUGCAGUUCACAGCCAGCGUGUCUCACCCACCGCCCGAGGCCCGGCCCCUCUCUCGCAAGAGCAGUCCCAGUAGUCCUGCUGUCCGGGACUUGGUGGAGAGGCAUCAGGCCAGUCUGGGCCGCUCUCAGUCCUUCUCCCACCAACAGCCUUCCCGCAGCCACCUCAUGAGGUCUGGCAGUGUGAUGGAACGAAGGGCCAUCACGCCCCCAGUGGCUUCUCCUGUUGGCCGCCCCCUCUACCUGCCCCCGGACAAGGCUGUGCUUUCUCUGGACAAGAUUGCCAAGCGUGAGUGCAAGGUCCUGGUGGUGGAGCCCGUCAAGUAGCACCAUGCCCGCUCUGCUCCCUCUUACACUCCAGAAACUGAAAGCCCCCUGAGGGGGUUCUCACUCCCAGGCUGUGCCUCCCCUGGGAGGCCUCCCACCAUGGAUGGAGAGGCCUGACAGAGCCACCUGUCUGUGUCUGCUGAGGGACAAGGGAAGAAGCUGUGAAAUGGGCGGGUCCGGCUAUAGCGCUAAACCAACAGUAUUUACCUGAGUUUCUAAGGGGGGGCUGGCCCCACCCCUAGGCCAGGGCAAGGCCUCCAAGAGCUCCCUUGCCCCCUCCCCCCUC